AUGUUUUAUAUUUCGUCAGCAUGUGUGUCAUAUUUUGUUGUCUUUUUUGUUAGUGUGUAUGUGUUUGUGUGUAUUAGCUCAUCUGCGGCCACAGAUGCAUGUGAAUGUCCCUCAGUUCCUGUUGGCUUCAUUUGAUUUAAGCCUGUUCCCUUGGCAACAGAACCGGGUGCCCAUUCGUCAGUUGACAGAAGCAGACAAUAUGAAGUGGGUGGGAGAGAUGAGUGAAGAGAGCGAUAGAAAAGAUUUCUGCUUAUUCGGAGAGAAAUAUCGAUAUCAGGAUGAAGAGACUCCGCCCUUGGAGCAUAGCCCCGCCCAUCUGGCUCACAGUAAAAGUGCUGAGAUGCUUCACAUGAGUGAUAAGAAUCUGGCUGCCAUGGAUUCCAUGCACAGUUACGCCCCCCACACACACAUCUCACCAAUAAAGCCAGUGUUGCUAUCCUCUGGUCAAACCCCUCUGUACACCUCUGCAGUCUCCACACUGGCGAACUCUCCACCUGUAGUGGUAAAUACAGAUACAUUGGAUGGCUCACCUUAUGUGAAUGGAGCAGAAGGAGAGAUUGAAUAUGAAGAGAUUACUUUGGAAAGGGGUAACUCUGGUCUGGGCUUCAGUAUUGCUGGAGGUACUGAUAAUCCACAUGUAGGAGAUGAUCCCAGCAUUUUCAUAACCAAGAUCAUUCCAGGAGGAGCUGCAGCACAGGACGGGAGACUCAGAGUAAAUGAUAGUAUUCUGUUUGUGAAUGACGUUGAUGUUCGGGAAGUGACCCACAGUCAGGCGGUGGAGGCCCUUAAGGAGGCGGGCGCUAUCGUCAGACUUUAUGUAUUACGCAGAAAACCUGUGGCUGAGAAAGUCACCGAAAUGAAGCUCAUCAAAGGGCCAAAAGGGCUAGGGUUUAGUAUAGCGGGCGGUGUCGGUAACCAGCACAUUCCCGGAGACAACAGCAUUUAUGUCACAAAGAUUAUAGAAGGAGGGGCUGCGCAUAAGGACGGACGACUACAGAUUGGUGACAAGAUACUGGCGGUGAAUAAUGUGUGUUUAGAAGAUGUGAUGCAUGAGGAUGCAGUGGGGGCGCUGAAGAACACAGCAGAGGUGGUCUAUCUCAGAGUGGCAAAGCCAAAUAACCUGUACCUUACCAACAACUACAACCCACCAGACCUCACAAGCACAUACUCUCCGCAGCUGGACAUGGAUCUUGGACAUCCAAACUUCCUUGGUUCAGAUUACCCACAAGCCCUCACUCCCACCUCACCAAGCCGCUUUUCUCCUGUGCUGCAUGGCUUGCUGGGAGAUGAUGACUUACCCAGGGACCCGAGGCGUGUUGUGAUCCACAGAGGAUCAACGGGUUUGGGCUUUAAUAUAGUUGGAGGAGAGGAUGGUGAGGGAAUCUUCAUCUCUUUCAUCCUGGCAGGAGGCCCUGCGGAUCUGAGCGGAGAACUCCGCAAAGGAGAUCAGAUUCUGAGUGUGAAUGGUGUGGAUCUGCGAGCAGCUACGCAUGAACAAGCAGCAGCUGCUUUAAAGAAUGCUGGACAAACGGUCACCAUCAUCGCCCAGUAUAGACCAGAAGAGUACAGUCGAUUUGAGGCAAAGAUUCAUGACCUGAGAGAGCAGUUAAUGAACAGCAGUAUGGGCUCUGGGACCACAACCUUACGUAGUAACCCAAAAAGAGGAUUCUAUAUCAGGGCUCUGUUUGACUAUGAUAAGACAGCAGACUGUGGUUUCUUGAGUCAGGCUGUGGGAUUCAGGUUUGGAGAUGUGCUGCAUGUUCUGGACUGUGGAGAUGAGGAGUGGUGGCAGGCCUGCAGAGUCAGCCCACAGGGCGAUGAGGAGGAGGUUGGCUUCAUUCCAAGCAAGAGAAGGGUUGAGAGAAAAGAGUGGUCGCGAUUGAAGUCAAAAGAAAGGGACCGAAGUCGAGACAGUACAGGCUCACUGGCAAGGGAAGAUCCAGUGAACAGUUAUGAGACAGUUGCGCAAGUGGAAGUGCACUACGCAAGGCCGAUCAUUAUUUUGGGUCCAGUGAAGGACAGAGUGAAUGAUGACCUUCUCUCUGAGUUCCCAGAUAAGUUCGGCUCUUGUGUGCCUCAUACGACACGACCCAAGCGGGAGUAUGAGGUGGAUGGGCGGGACUAUCACUUUGUGUCAUCCCGGGAACAGAUGGAGAAAGACAUUCAGAACCAUCGAUUCAUUGAAGCGGGCCAGUACAACAGCCACCUGUAUGGAACCAGUGUUCAGAGCGUCAGAGAAGUGGCUGAACAGCAGGGUAAGCACUGUAUUCUGGAUGUGUCUGCAAAUGCUGUUCGAAGGCUACAGGCUGCACAGCUCCACCCAAUUGCCAUCUUCGUACGGCCCAAAUCACUGGAGAACGUCCUAGAGAUAAACACACGUCUAACUGAGGAACAGGCCAGGAAAGGCAUGGACCGUGCUAUUAAACUGGAGCAAGAUUUCCUGGAGUGCUUCUCUGCAAUUGUGGAGGGUGACAGUUUUGAGGAGGUCUAUCACAAAGUGAAAACUGUGAUUGAGGAGCAGUCAGGGCCUUAUAUCUGGAUUCCCACCAGGGAGCGUCUGUGAGAGCCAACCCAGAGCCGAACCACCUCGUCCAGUCACCAUUUGGCCUACCUGUCCUGGACUGUGGAGCUCUGACUUAAAGGGCUCACAAAAACAGACAAAGAGAGAGAGAGAGAGAGAGAAAGGAAUUAAAAGAGAGGAAGAAAUCAAGGAGGCAACAGGAAAUGAUGGCAUGGAGCUGCACCUGCCUCCAGUUUCCUCAUCCAGCUUUGUAACUUCCUGUUUCUGCUUUUCACUUCCUAUCUCGGUCUUUCUCUCAGUCCUUUUCUCUUUCUCCCUCUCAAUAACAUCCUCUUCCACAGGAUUAGUGAGCUGUUUUUAUGAACAGGGAUGCUACAAAGAAAUUUUGUAUAUUGUCAGAUUCCCUCUCUCUCUCUCCGAAUGGGAGACAAUUCGAGAGGGAAGAGCGACCACCUUGGCUUUUACUGGAAUGAGACAUUCAAGAGCAAUUCCUAAUUAAAGGAGCUUGUUUUACAAUCCUAAUGGUGAAUUGAACUGAAUGGAAUGAAAGUGUAUUUAUCAGUAUUAAUAAUGCUCUGAAAUAUUCAAUAUCAAAGAUGUUACAACUCAGAGACUGACAUUAACUCAGUCACCCAGUUAUCAGCAUUAAGGGUGUUUCAUUUCUUUUUAGUUAUUUGAUAUGAAGAGGAGCUUGAUUUGUGCUUUUUGACAUCCAAGAAGGACCGGUUGACAAAACAAGAAGUUUGUUCUUCGAAUGUUCCCCAUAAAGCUGAAGUGUGCAAUUUUUUUUUUCGAUGUUAAUAUACUUUCACCUAUCGUAUCUUAAUAUGCAGAGUUAUGAGCUAUGAGUUAUGAAAUUGUAGGUUGAUUUCCCCCAAAAGUGUAAACUUUCAAAAAAUUGCUCUGUUUGUUUGAGCAUCCUGAUCAGCCCGCAACAGUGUUUCAACCAAUGAUGUGAGUUUGGGGCAGGACUGUCUGCUUGUUUGACCAAUGGCAGAAAAUGGUUUGAAUUAUUUUUUUUUGCUAUUUCAUUUGGUGACUCUGAAAUUACACACUUCACUUUUACAUUUUGCAGCCAUUUCAUCACAUUGAAUGGAAAAAAGGAAGGGUUUGGAUGAUAGUGGAGAAAAUGCAGACAGUGAAUUUCAUUCUGUACAUCAAGGAAACUCCAUAUGCUUCAUAUUACGUAUUUAUGUUUUCUUAGAUUUUCUUGCACUCACAUGUAAACAUACCCAUUUAGACAUAAGCAAACAGACAUUUUUUGCCUUCUUUUAUCUGAGACUUCUUGCAAUAGCCCUAUUGAUGUUUUCCUUUUAAAUGAAAUUAAUUUGCUCAGUUGGAUUUGCUCCCUGAGCGUGCCGCUCUCAAACAUAUUGACUCCAGGCUGCUCUUUAUUGUGCAAUAUCAGGAUCCUCGGCAUGUGUUCUUCCAUAGUCUACUCAUAAUGGAACCAGUUUUUGCCAUGCUUAUAUCAUGAAGUCAUUGGUAAAUUAUCAAAAAGCUUCAAACAUCAAAUAUUUGGUCAUUUUUACAUACCUAUUGUUGGAUUUCAGUUCAGUUCUAAUUGGCAUUUGUGCUGAUUGGCUAAGUUCACACCGCAAGCGAAGUGCCCAAAUUUUGAUUUGGGCAAUACUCUGACAUUGAUUAAUUAAUAUAUUUAUUGUAAUAUAUUGCAUAGAGUUGCCAACUGUCCCAUAUUUUUGGAAAAAUUGAAGACGUUCUGUAGGGGAUGCAAUCAAUAUAAUAAAAAAUAUCACCGAAGCAAUCAAGAUGUUAAGUCAGUGAAAGGUGCCGUUUUCAACACAUCUGUACACCCUGCCGUCGCAUAGGGUUGCCAACUAUGUCAUGUUUUGGCCAAAAUGAAAACAUCUUGUAUUUAAUGCCGAAAUGUUUGACAUAAUCGGAAGGCGAAACAUCCUGUAUUGAACGCAUCUGUUUAGUAAUGAGUUUUAACACCCUGCCAUCACAUAGAGUUGCCAACUGUCCCGUAUUUUGGCAAAAGUGAAGACGUCCCGUAGGGGACGCCAAUUAUACCAUAUUUAAUUAGUGAAACAAUCAAGAUGGUCAGUCGGCAAAAGGUUCUGUAUUGAACACAUCUGUAUAGUAAUGAUGUAUAACACCCCGCCAUCACGUAGGGUUGCCUAUGUAGCUAUCUCGUAUUUUGGCCAAAAUGAAGAAUUUUUUGUAUUUAAGCGGUGAAACGCUUGAUGCGGUGGAUGGUGAAACAUCAUAUAUUGAUGGCAUCUGUGUAGUAAUGAAGUAUAAAAUCUGCCAUCACAUGAGGUUGCCAAAUAUCCUGUAUUUUGGUUGAAGAUGUACCUUAGGGCAUGCCUAUUUUCCCAUAUAUAAUUUGCAAAAUGCUCUAGACGGUCAGUUGGUAAAAGGUCCUGUAUUGAACAUAUCUGUAUAGUAAUGAGAUGCAACACCCUGCCAUCGUGUAGGGUUGCCAACUGUCCCAUAUUUUGGCCAAAACCAAGACGUCCUGUAUGGGACAAUUUGUGUCUUAUAUUUAAGCCUUGAAGUAUUUUUAAGUAUCCCGUAUUUAAGUAAUGAAGUAUAACACCCUGCCGGCUGAAGUAAAGACGUCCUAUGGGGACACAUGAUGGUCAGAUGGCGAAACGUCCAAUAUUGAAGGCAUCUGUUUAGUAAAAAGGUUUAACACCACACCAUCGUGUAGGGUUGGCAACUGUCCAGUAUUAGCUGGGAUGUCCUGUAUUUUGGCUGAAAUGAAAACAUCCCUUUCGGGACACCUUUUAUCUUGUAUUUAAACAGAGAAACACUCAAGGCUGUCUGGCGGCGAAACGUCCCACAUUGAAGACAUCUGUAUAGCAAUAAGGUAUAAUGCCCCACCAUCACGUAAGGUUGCCAACUGUCCUGUCUUUUGGCCGAAAUGAAGAGGUCCUGUGUGGGACGCCUAUUUUCCCGUAUUUAAUCAUAUUUGGGCCACAUUUAUCUGCGGUGUGAUCAUAGCCUUAAUGACCAUUCAGCACAUCUAUAAACUCUGCACACACAUUUACAUACACACACGUACUAUCAGGAAAAUGUUGUGUUUUACAAUGGUUUUAUGCUGUAUAUCAGAUUAUAAUUGACUAUUGUAAUGGAAUUGUAGAUGCAUCUCGACAUCCAAUCAGUAGACAUCAGUUACAUUGCACCAGAUUAUUGCUGUUUUGAUUACUUUGCCAUCAAAAAGUUGAAGAGGAGCUGGUCUUGAAGCUCUUGUUAUAUUGGAAUAUGAUAGUAGGUCCAGCUAGAGAGUUUAGCUUGGCUAAGCAACCAAUUUGCCUGCCUCCAAAUAAUUAUCCUCCUCAGAUCUCAGCGCUCACUUGUAAACAAUUUUUGUGAGGCUUGACAUACGUUGGUCCAAAAACGUUUGGACACAUACAGUAAGUCGCUUAAAAUGUAUUAAUGUAUUUGCAUUGGAUAACAAAAUAUCAAACCAAGUGGCACAUGCAAACAAAUAAUGCUAAAGCUUUUGUUAGAACCAACUUCAUUUUUUGAGUAAUUUUGCAAAGACAUCAACUAGUCUCAAAGUGAUUUCUAGUGGAUGUAUUGAAGGUCAGUUCCCCUUAAGUUCUCACAGGUGUCCUAUCAGAGUAACCACGGGUGCAGUUAAUCACAUUAACUUUGUUAGUGAUUGAUAUCCAGAAAGUUCACAACUAAUGUGUACCUUCAUUUUAAACAGUAUGUCCAUUGUUUUAUCAUUUAAAACAUAUCGAUCAUUUGUGAGAUUUGUAGCUUAAAAUACCGGUAUGUGCUUGUGCUUAUCUUUAUUUAAAAAUAAUUGCCACUUUGUUUGGUAUUUUGUUAUAUAAAGCAAAGACAUUUUUUAAGUGUGGCUAAAGCGUCCAUAUACUUUUUGGGGCCACUGUAGCUCCCACUUCCACCCCAGCCAACAUUAGAAAGGCAGAUCGAUAAAUUGGCUUUUUUGCCAUUUUUGUGCCAUGACAGUGAUGCUGUAAAAAUCGAUGCAGUGCUUUCUCCAAGGACUAACACAAGGACAAACAUCACAGUUUGUUCAUAACACAGUCCAAUGAUUCGGUUUCGACUGAUGCGUUUGAUUAAUUUGAUGAUUUUUUAAUGUAAAUCAGUGUCGUGAUCUGUGAUGGUUUAAACAGACUGUGAACAAUCAAUUCCAGGUUAUUCCAAUCCAUUUGAAAUUAAAGCUGACCCAAUUUUUGUGAAAGACUAAUAAGAGUGAAAUAUUUGCACUUAUUAAAAGGAAAGAUGAAUGAUGCAACAGACACUAUGAUUUCUGGCAACGAAGAAAAUGGAGAAAGAACGAGAGAGGGCGAACUGGUGGCAUUUUUACUUUCGCUUCAUUUCUUUUGACUUUAUGCGUUUAAAUUUCGAUGUUUGAGUGUGUUUGGAGUGCAGUGGCAAUUUUUUUCCUUGAUGUUUUCUUUUUUCAUUUCUUUUUGUUAUAGAUUUUAUAUACUUGUUUUCCUCAAGGGGUUGUUUGUUUGUUUAUUCAGUUGUUUACUGCUUUGUUUACAUCUGGGUUUCAUGUGAAGACAAGCACUUUUGCUUUGGUUUCCAAAGUGGGGCUGCACAAAAAUUCUAAUUUACUGUGAAUUUUAAAAACGUAUACUUGCACGCAUUUAACACAUUGAUACUAUUUUAAACAUAGCCCUUAAAUACAUUUCCCUACUUAUAUUAUUGGCCAUACAAAAGUAAUAAAAAAUAAGAACAUACACUCACCGACAACUUUAAGGAACACUUGUACACCUACUUACAGUAUUCAUGCAAUUAUCUAGCCAACCAAUCAUGUGGCAGCAGUGCAAUGCCCAAAAUCACGCAGAUAUGGGUCAGUUAAUGUUCACAUCAACCAUCAGAAUGGGAAAAAAAAAUUUGAUCUCAGUGAUUUUUGAUGCCAGAUGGGCUGGUUUGAGUAUUUCUGUAACUGCUGAUCUAAUGGGAUUUUCACACUCAACAGUCUCUAGAGUUUACUCAGAAUUGUGCCAAAAACAAAAAACAUCCAGUGAGCGGCAGUUCUGCGGACGGAAACGCCUUGAGAAUGGCUAGACUGGUUCUAGUUGACAGAAAGGCUAUGGUAACUCAGAUAACCACUCUGUACAAUUGUAGUGAGCAGAAUAGCAUCUCUGAAUGCACAACAUGACAAACCUUGAAGCAGAUGGGCUACAACAGUAUAAGACCAUGUCAGGCAUUGCACUGCUGCCACACGAUUGGCUGAUUAGAUAAUUAUAUGAAUAAAUAGGUGAACAGGUGUACCUAAUAAAGUGGUUGAUGAGUGUAUAUUGCUUUCUAUAUAAUAUGGGGAAGCAAAUACACCUGCACAAAUGUACACACACACACACACACACACACAUUAAACGAUGUAUUACCAAGAGAAAUAUAUGACUUUUCUCUAACUAGAAUGAAUUAUGAGUUCACAUUUAUUUAUUUAUUUGAAAGAAUCAAAUGUAUUUUAUCGAUUUGUAUUUGCCAUAACAUUAUUCUAAUUAUCCUCAACAGAGAGAACAUACUGCUUUUAUUUUAAAAGAAUUAUGAAAAUACAACAAUGCCAUAUGAUGCAAAAGUAUAUUUAAAUGAUAUAUCUUUAAAGAGAGAUUUACCAAUGACAGUAUCGGACUAUAAAAUGUUAAAUUUCAGUGAGAUGCUUGUUGUAAAUUA
Xyrauchen texanus (razorback sucker) is the source of this 8152-nucleotide messenger RNA. Its product is annotated as disks large homolog 4-like. Bases 59 to 2563 code for a protein of 834 amino acids. Gene Ontology annotation, molecular function: kinase binding. Gene Ontology annotation, biological process: chemical synaptic transmission; AMPA glutamate receptor clustering; postsynaptic neurotransmitter receptor diffusion trapping. The transcript has 22 exons. Gene Ontology annotation, cellular component: neuromuscular junction; neuron projection; postsynaptic density membrane. NCBI's taxonomy places the organism in Eukaryota, Metazoa, Chordata, Actinopteri, Cypriniformes, Catostomidae. The record is from RefSeq and is a predicted model, not a curated record.